UAUUGCAGUGUGGCUGUGAUUCUGCGCAUGUCCUGUAGGUGUCGCCGUGUUUCAGUGUGUUUGGAGGCGAUCAGACUGAUAAAUCCUCCAGAGUGAAAGAAAAGGAUCUCUCUCUCUCUUUCUCUCUCUCUCUCAUUCUCUCUCUCCACCGCCUGAACGCAAACACAAAGAGGAAGAGAAACACACUGUAUUUGCGAGCGUUUGUGAGCAUCGCGCAGUGGAGGCGUUGUUUGCCGGUGAUAUUGGGAAUGUUUAUGUCGCGGAUUCAUUGAUUGGUCAUCAUUCAUUCAUCAUUGAUUGAUCCUCCGUAAAGCCGCUGAUGAUGGAGAACGAGCCGGAGCGGAGCAGCGGAGCUCUGCGGGAUCUGCGGCAGCGGCCCGGGAAUCAGAGCUGCGCGGACUGCGGUGCUGCAGGAAAUGGUGGACUGGUUCACUGCGAUCCGGGCAGCUCGCUUUCAUUACCAGAAGGUGGCAUUUCCUGGAGCUAAUGAUGAGGACUUGGUGCCCAGACUUACAAGAAACUUCACAAAGGAGGGUUUCAUGCAGAAAACCGGCCCACGGCACACCGAGGGCUUCAAGAAGAGAUGGUUCACUAUGGACGACCGCAGACUCAUGUACUUCAAAGAUCCACUGGAUGCGUAUGCGCUGGGCGAGGUGUUCAUCGGCAGUAAGGAGAAUCGCUACACAGUCUUGUCUGGUUUGCCGCCUUCGACUCAAGGCUACCACUGGAAAUACGGCAUCACCAUAGAAACGCCAGACAGGAAGUUCCUGUUUGCUUGUGAAACCGAGGCCGAGCAGAAGGACUGGAUCGCAGCCUUUCAGAGGGUCGUAAACCGGCCCAUGAUGCCGCAGGAGUACGCAGUUGAGGCUCAUUUCAAGCACAAGCCUUGACGCGGGCUGUAAACCUGUAAAGGACGAACAGAAAACACAGAUCUGGCCGUCGGAGGACAUGCAAACGGCCGUCUGUGCUUCAUGUAGUGCUCCAGAACUGAACUGAUGUGCUGAUGGUGGCGUCUCCGUCCGUCUCCACAGCUGGAUACUGUACAGAUAUGGCAUGUGAACGUUGUUCAUCGCUCUAAACAUAACAUUUAACCUGUGAACGCCACUAAACGCUUGCAUCUGACUAGUGUUAUUUAUUGGAUUAUCCAAGCCAGUGCUGCUGUGAGGUUUUUAGUGGAUCUUCAGACGCUACGCAAACAUUGACACUGUGCACUGCAGGAAAGUUUCUUGAUUUCAUCUUGUUUUCAGUAGAAAUAUCCUUCUUAAAUCAAGAUAUGUAUACUAGGGAGGAACAAAAUCACUGCUGUGUUUUUUUAAACAUGGUUAAAACCUUAAAACAAGAACAAAGAUCUGUUACUAGCAGCCCAGGCUCAUUAUGGAUAUGUACCCCUGUGUACAUUUCUGGAGAGCGCCAAAUACGUCGCAGAAGCUACAUUUUUUUGUAAUUUUUGAGUCCACUAGAGGCCAUUGUGUAUGCUUUUUCAGAUCUUAAAUUUCUCUCGCCAGUGCCAUUCACGCAUGCUGUUCUUGCGUAAAUCCACCAGAGGCCGCUGUCGACUGACUGACUGACUGACUGAUCCUCCCACCCCUGGAUUUGGGGAUCCUCUGCCAUUCCUCCUUGCAGAUCCUCUCCAGUUCUGUCAGGUUAGAUGGUAAACUUUGGUGGACAGCCAUUUUUAGGUCUUUCUUCAGAUGCUCAAUUAGGUUUAGGUCAGGGCUCUGGUUGGGCCAUUCAAGAACAGUCACAAGAGUUGUUGUGAAGGCACUCCUUUAUUUUAGCUGUUUGCUUAGGGUCAUUGUCUUGUUGGAAGGUAAACCUUCAUCACAGUCUGAGGUCCUGAGCACUCUGGAGAAGGUUUUCGUCCAGGAUAUCUCUGUACUUGGCCUCAUUCAUCUUUCCAUUAAUGUGUUUACAGGUAUUAACUGGUUUAGUUGGUGCCCAAAAUUUAAUUUGCGCCUGCUGUUCUUACAUAAAUCCACCAGAGGCCACUGUCGACUCACUGAUUGACUGACUGAUCCCCCCCCGCUUCCUUCUCUAAACCCAAUCGACUGUGUUUUCAAAAGCAAUCCAGAAAAAGAAAAGCCCUCGCUUUGAUUUUUACCACGUUUUCAGAUCUUACCAUGUCCUCACCCUGUUCUUUACUUGUUUAUAUAUUUUUUUGCCUUUGGUUUUUGUCUUAGCUGCUUUCUGGAACCGUUAUUCACUGUACUCGAAUGCCGUUGUCGUGGUCAACUCCGCUCCAGGUCAUAAGUCCACCGGCGUACACAGUGAGCCACUGGGCAAACUGGUAACAGUGGAAAAGCCGUCCGCAUGGAGGUAAGCGUUGAGCUGGUAGCCGAAAAGGAACAGCGUCAUACCGCCCCAAAGCGUUCGUUUUAAAGAUAAAAUGCAGCCAUACGUAGCUCUGGCUACAUAAUUUGUGCUCUCCAGAAAUGUAUACAGCGGUACGUUUUCAGAAUGAGCCUGUGUUAGUUAAUCGAGUCUGAAAUUAAUAAGAAGAGAUUUAAUGGAUGACAUCUAAUUUGGUUGAUAUUUUCUUGCUUUACUCAAUAUAGUAAUAAAAAAUAUUAUAAUCAAAUUAU
This is a messenger RNA of Danio rerio (zebrafish), 2582 nucleotides long. Lineage: Eukaryota; Metazoa; Chordata; Actinopteri; Cypriniformes; Danionidae. The record is from RefSeq and is a predicted model, not a curated record.